Molecule: messenger RNA, 598 nt
Organism: Sipha flava (yellow sugarcane aphid)
Lineage: Eukaryota; Metazoa; Arthropoda; Insecta; Hemiptera; Aphididae
Gene: Tctp
Product: translationally-controlled tumor protein homolog
Exons: 2
Coding region: 1-522 (173 amino acids)
Cellular component (GO): cytoplasm
Molecular function (GO): calcium ion binding
Source: RefSeq, a predicted model, not a curated record
AUGAAGAUCUUCAAAGAUAUUUUCUCUGGUGACGAGAUGUUCUCGGACACAUAUAAAUACAAAUUGGUCGAUGGCGUCUUGUACGAGGUUUACGGCAAGCUGAUCACCAGGAAGCUGGGCGACGUAACAUUAGAUGGCGCUAACCCUUCAGCUGAGGAAGCUUCUGAAGGUACCGAAGAAGCCGUCGAGAGUGGCGUGGACGUAGUGCUCAACCAUAGGCUCAUGGAGACGUAUGCAUUUCCCGAUAAAAAGUCAUUUACUCUUUAUCUAAAAGAGUACAUGAAACGAUUGGUGGACAAAAUGAAUGAAAAUGGUAGCACUGAAGUUGAAGUUUUCAAAACCAACAUAAACAAAGUGAUGAAAGAUCUGUUGACGAGAUUUAAGGAUCUCCAAUUCUUCACUGGUGAAAAUAUGGAUAUCGAAAAUGGAAUGGUUGCUAUGCUUGAAUAUAGGGACAUUGGAGAUGACAAUGUUCCAGUAUUGAUGUUGUUCAAACAUGGGCUUGAAGAAGAAAAAUUCUAAACUUAUUACUCGAUUCUUUGUUAAUUUUAUUUACAAUGUAUUCGUUUAAUAAACAAAAUCAGCUAAACCAACUACA